AUGGACCAACCUGAGCUUCAAUAUUCAUUGCCACACGAACUGGAGGAACAGAUACUCCAAUAUCUCAGUCAUGAUAUUCCAUCACUCAAAGCAACCUCCCUGGCUUGCCACCGCUUCGCCUACACAUCCCGAAAGUACUUGUUCAACACAGUUGUGCUCACCUUUUCUUCCCAUGGAGUCAUACAAACUUCCCCAAGACGGUUUAUGGAAAUUCUCAUAUCUUCACCCUACAUAGGCGACUUUGUGCAAAAUCUGUCAAUUGUUGAUGACCGAUACAAGAUCGGAGGAUAUACCCAUCUUCGCUUUGAUACCAUUCUUCCCACAUGUCUACCUUUACUGAAAGGUCUACGAGCCAUUGCCGUGCAAAGCAACUCACUGACCUCGCUUGGAUGGGACGCAAUGUCCACAGAUGUUCAGAAUGCACUAGAGGAUGCCUUCCAAGCUCCUACUUUAGUCAGCCUAUCUUUUUACCGCAUCCUUGACGUUCCUCUGCGUUUGCUCUCCAUGCCGCCCUCUCUAAAAAACCUAUCCCUCAGACUAGUCACAUUCAAAAAGGCCACAGGUCUGAAUGGCAGUCGGGAUGUCGGUAAAUUACCUCGUCUUACAUCUCUCUUGCUGAUGCUCUCCGACUCGACCUUCAACCUUUUCUCUCAAUGGAUCGCGAGCCAAGAAUCAUCUCUGGAUAUUUCAGACGUUCGGAAAUUGUCGGUCACAAUGACGAUGGAGUACUAUGACCACGGGAAUGUUCGUAUGCUGCUGGAUGCUACUGCCUCCUCUCUGGAAAUCUUCUGUUUUAGUCCCGUAUUUGGAGGUUUUUAUCUCCUUGGCUUGUUACCUUUGCUUCUGCUUACAUCACAUCGUCUAGGGCCGUCAAAUAUAGUUGAUAUAAAUCCCAUCCAGGUUGACAAUCUCCGCAAUUUGAGAGUUUUGCGCCUCCGUCUAGGAAUGAUGCAAGUGCUAUUAAACCGUCAUCCCCCAAACUUUUCCUCUUGGGUUCUGAGAAUCAUAUCUCAAUUAAACUCAGAAAAUCUAUAUGAAAUUUCUCUGAAGCUCGACUUUGCGCGUCAAUUACAAGAAGGACGACUUGUGUUUGACACCUCGGGUUGGUCCACUUUGGAUUCCGAGAUAACAAAAUCCUGUCCCUAUUUACGCAAAUUCAGGGUGUAUGUUCUUGACGAAGACGGCAGUGGUGACGAAGUGAGGUCGUCUUUACAAAGUCAGUUGGUGAGCCUUGUGGCUCGUGGGAUUUUGAGCAUUGAACGCGGAUGGGAUUCCUCGUAUCGGAAUCACCCUUCAUAUCUCCUGCAAGUCAUAUAA
This is a messenger RNA of Psilocybe cubensis, 1317 nucleotides long. RefSeq lists its product as uncharacterized. NCBI's taxonomy places the organism in Eukaryota, Fungi, Basidiomycota, Agaricomycetes, Agaricales, Agrocybaceae. The transcript is spliced from 2 exons. Gene Ontology annotation, molecular function: protein binding. The record is from RefSeq and is a predicted model, not a curated record. Bases 1 to 1317 code for a protein of 438 amino acids.